Molecule: messenger RNA, 3471 nt
Organism: Saxophila tyrrhenica
Lineage: Eukaryota; Fungi; Ascomycota; Dothideomycetes; Mycosphaerellales; Extremaceae
Gene: KIP2
Product: Kinesin-like protein kip2
Exons: 1
Coding region: 1-3471 (1156 amino acids)
Biological process (GO): microtubule-based movement
Molecular function (GO): ATP binding; microtubule motor activity; microtubule binding
Source: RefSeq, a predicted model, not a curated record
AUGACCACCGCCAUCCCACAGCGUCCGCCGCAGCGGAACCCACCGCCUUCCGCUCCUCCUUCUGGUCCUCUCCCUGCUCUGCCGAUGACGAAGACGAGGAAGCCACUUCCUGAUAUACCGGAUGAUCCCGAAUCACGGCCCGCCUCGUCUGCCUCGUCGAUAGCGACACCUGCGAGCAGACCUCCCAUACGAGCUGUCACAAGCUCGGGCUUGCCCACUCCGCGACCUACGAAGAUACAAUCGACUCCGGCCGUGCCUACCCUCAAUACAUCGACCUCAACCUCAACACCCGGCUCAGGUGUGACAUCACCUGGCUCAUCCGCCCUACCAACGCCUGGGAAGAGUCUGCGAAAGACAACGAGCAUCGGCGCAUUUCCAGCCCCUCCCAACAUAGCACGAGUCAACAGCCUACCACCCAGUCCGCUCUCCACAUCCACCUCGACAUCCGAUAUCAAUGGCAUACAGCAAAAUAAGAGCAAGCGCGAGUCGACAAAGCACAGAAGUUCGGAUGUUGGAGUGAAGAAGCUCAAGACGAGGAGUUCUGGCUAUGGUCUGCGAUCGCGAGCAUCGGCAGGCUCGACCUUGAAUUUUGGUGCAUCACCCAGCCUUCUCAAUGGCACGGGCGACAGUAAUCUGAUCUCAAGCGCGAGAGGCGCAAGAGGGUCGGAUAGCUUGCUGAGCUUGCCUUCACCGCCUCAAAGUAGGAGCUCGUCUGCGAAUGGCUCGUAUCAUACGGACGGCACACAGUUCGAAGAGUUCGACGAGCCUGUAGAGCGCGGUCGGCCGAAGAGCCAGGAUACUCUGACGGAUAAGCGCAAUCCGGAUGGCAAGGACAGCAAAGGCAAUGUCCUGGUCAGCGUGCGCGUAAGACCAGACGCGGCCAACGAUAAUGCGAAGCCGGAUGGAGAAUGGAUGGUGGACGGGCGGCGGUCGCUAAUAGCAUACAACGGACGAGAAGGCGGCGAUUACCGAUACGAUAAUGUGUUCUCGCCUCACGACGAUAAUGCGCGGGUGUACGACAGUGCAGCGAAACGGCUGGUUCGAAGGGUAAUGGAAGGCUACCACGGGACAGUGUUCGCAUACGGCAUGACUGGUACUGGAAAGACAUUUUCGAUGCAAGGAACGGCCGGCUCACCGGGUGUGAUACCGCUCGCGAUAUCCGACAUCUUCUCGUACAUCCGCGAGAAUCCAGCCCGAGAGUUCCUGCUGCGAGUCAGCUAUUUGGAGAUCUACAACGAGAAGAUCCACGAUCUGCUCAGCCAGAGCACGCCGGGGGUGGUGCAAGAGCAGGAGAUCAAGUUGCGGGAAGACGCCAAGAGGGGUGUAUAUGCCACACCUUUGAAGGAAGAGAUCGUGCAGUCGCCUAACCAGCUUCUGCGGGUGAUCGCGCGCGGUGAUAUGCAGCGAAGAACCAGCUCGACGCAGUUCAAUGCGCGCUCGUCUCGAUCUCAUGCGGUGGUGCAGAUUGUGGUGGAAUCGCGGGAACGAGCGCCCAGUCAUGGUGCGUACUUUGAUAAAGAGCAACGGCGAUCAGAUAGGAUCUUACCUGGAGGUGUAUGCGUCUCGACGCUGUCCUUGAUCGAUCUUGCUGGGUCGGAGAAAGCUGCGGAGAACAAGGAGAGGAGGGCUGAAGGAGCGCAUAUCAACAAGUCUCUGCUUACGCUUGGGACUGUCAUUGCGCGGUUGUCCGGUGAAGACGAGAAGGAAGAUGGUGGCAAAGCAUCAGAGAAGGACAAAGAGAAAGGUCUCAAGCACUUGCCAUACCGAGACAGCAAGCUCACUCGACUAUUGCAGCCUGCGCUGUCUGGUAACUCACUGGUCUCGAUCCUCUGCACCAUCCAGCUCUCAUCAGCAGGCACGAGUGCUGCGGCGACAGGUCUUCACACCGGCGAGACGCUGAAUACGCUCAAAUUCGCCAGCCGAGCGAAGAACAACAUCGUCAGCCACGCGAAGAAGAACGAGUCCAACCCCAACGCCGGCGACGCUGGCAGUCGAGCACUCCUAGACCGGUAUAGGAUCGAGAUUCAGGAGCUGCGGUCACAGCUCGACCAGCAGAAUAAAGCCAAGGAGGAGGCUGAAAAGCAAGAGGAGAUCGAGAAGGACCGGAAGAUGGAGGAGGAGCUGGAACGGGCCGAACAGAACCGGCAUGAGGAGCAGAUGCUGGAGAUGCAGCUUGCGCGGACGGCGCUGAAGGAGCGGAUCAGCCAUCUGAACCGGCUGAUCUUAUCCAGCAAGUCGCUUGGGGUGAACUCGGGUCGGCUGUCGAGUAUGAGCUUGAUCAGCGCUCCGCCGGUCAAUCGCAUGAGCAAUGUGAGCACUAACGAGUUCGGGCGGCCGGUGAGCCAGCAUAGCCGGGAUAGUGUGCACAGCACGCAGAGCCACCAGAUCAAUCGGGACAGCAGCGCUACUUUGGAGGUUCCGAUGCCGAACAGCAAAAUUGGGCGGACGGUCUCGGUCGGCUCGAUUACCUCUGCCAUCAUGCCAGCGGCCAAUGUGUCACGUUUGGCGGAAGAAGACGAGGAUACGCUGGACGAAGAGGACGAAUCACCCGGCGAGCUGGGCGGCGGGAUGGACGGCGAAGGUUCCGCGACCCUAGCCCAGCAGAACCGAAUGCUGCAAGCCGACCUGACGGACAAGACCCGCUACAUCGCGACCCUCGAGAAGCGACUCCUGCAAGCCCGCCGGACGAGCCACAGCCGCGUGAGCAUGCAACUCGCGAACCGCGCCUCGCAGAACGAGACCUCCGCCUUCGAACUCGUGCUGCGUGAAAAGGACAAGGAGAUCGAAGAGCUCAAAGCCCGUCUCGACGACCAAACGCGCAUGGUCAACGCUCUCCGCUCCGCAGCCCGGAAACGUGACAUGCUCGACCCUGCUACCACACCCGGCGCCGCCGACGACGAGGAAGAAGUGACCCAGCAGCAGCGUCCCGCGUCCGCCAACGCCCUCAUGACCACGCCCACGGCAGCCCGCCGCACGAGCUCCCGCCUCUCGAACCGCAGCCUCAAGAUCGCCGUCAACGGGCCCCCGAUCCACCAUAAACCCACCUUUUCCAACGGUGGCGGCCACAAGAGCAAUCCCUCCACCGCCUCCCGCUCCAGCUCCAGCGUGGUGAAUUUCUCCAAACUCCCCUUAUCGCCCAUGACACUGCUCAGUCCCACGGGAUCCGAUCGCUCCGACGACCAUCCCCACCCUCACUCCCACCAUACCCAUGGUAGUGGUAGCGGUACCGCGCGCCCAGCAGACGCUCAAGCGAAAGCGAAAGCGUUCCGCCGCAAAAGCGUCGACGAGAUGACGAUGCUGCUCGACCAGAUGAUCCAGGAUAAAGUGGAGAGCGGGCAGGUGUUGCGCGGGGAGCGGGGGAGUUUGCGGGUGAAGCGGGAUACGGUUAUGGAACAGAGGGGGCUGGGUGAGGGUGGUGAGGGGGUGGAGAAUAGUAUUCUUGAGGAGGAGGGGGAGGGUGUUGGGGGGUGA